Daucus carota subsp. sativus is the source of this 931-nucleotide messenger RNA. RefSeq lists its product as uncharacterized. The transcript has 4 exons. The record is from RefSeq and is a predicted model, not a curated record. Lineage: Eukaryota; Viridiplantae; Streptophyta; Magnoliopsida; Apiales; Apiaceae. Bases 331 to 615 code for a protein of 94 amino acids.
UCCCCCUCAUCAUCAUCUCAAAUAGUUUCUGAGCAUGACCAGUUCUUUAAUUCCAUCUAGUACUCUCUUAUCCUCUUCCCAGAUGAGGUCAAUCUCCUCCUUGGAUUUCUACUUGUUUUUUAGCCCUUCACUCAGAUAGCUGUGGAUAACAGUCACUCUCCCUCGUCCUCUCCCUCUCCUUACAUAUAUCUCCCUUUCUUCUCUUCAUCUUUUCCGCAAUUAAACUAAAUCAUUUCCUUUGAUGAGUUCACUAGCUAGAUCUCUUUUCUAUAUAUAAUACAUUAGUUACAUUCCUUUUUUUUGUCCUUUAUCUAAGUUUUAGUAGAUCAGAUGUAUCAUAAACAGACUUUCCCUUGUCUCCAUUGCCAUCCUAGUACUUACAUUCGAAUGGUUCAGCACCUGAUAGAAAAAUGUUUGAUUCUUCGCAUGGACCGGGAUGAAUGCAUGGAUGCCUUAUACAGGCACGCUGGCAUUCGGCCUCUGGUAACUCUUACAGUAUGGAGAGAGCUACUAAAAGAGAACAGAGAAUUCUUCCAUGCAUACUCUCCAAAGCCCCGUACAAGUAAUUAUCUACGGAGGGUGUCGCGAUUUGGGAGAAAGAAUUAUUGGAAGUGAAGGGGCAAGUGCAGACUGAUGGUGAAAUUUCUUACUGAUGAACAAGUGAGACGAUGAAUGAUACAUUUACAUGUUCAUAUGGGAGGUGGUAGUGGUAUAUAUGCAGCUGCUAUUUGCAUCAGUACUCAGCUGCAGACUGGCAGUUAGCCUAGAGCGUGUAUUUGUGUUUCCUCGUAUAUGUCAGGUUAGCUACUAGCUAGGUAGGACAAUAAGAAUGGUUAAGAUUAUUCUGUAAUUCAUUGUUCAUGCAUAUAUGUCGAUGUGUAUCAAGUGUUCUCAUUGACACUGCUGCUUUGUAACUCCAAUCUUCCGGUUC